AUGAAAGUCAAUUCUAUUUGAGAAUUCAGGUGCAUACAGUCUGAAUUGGGAGUUUGGGACAACCUUCCUGAAGGCAAUAAUGCGAGUACAUUUUUCAGAUCAUAGAUAGAUGUCAUGGCAGAAACACAAUGUGGCAUCUCUGGGCACUGCCAUGAUCACUCAAGCUAGGUCGAUAUCAUCGAGCCUCACUUUCAACCCACCAGUUGUUGCCUCCAAACAUUCAUUUUCAAAUCCGGUUUCCAGUUAAGCUUCUCCAUUAAUCGGUGUGACCGCAGAGGAAGCCAUCAACGGCAAAGGCGUGGAAGCUGACACUGUGGCACUAUAGGCCCCCAAGACAAACAUCCCAUAAGCGAGCUACUACGUGUCUACGUUUCAAAAAAAAAAAGCGAGCUACUACCACGCAGAGCUUCCAUGUCCAUGUACCUGAGCUAGCCUAGCCAGUUCAGUGAGGCAUUAAUUGCUCGCGUUGACUAUGGCGAAGGCUCAGCUCAUGGCCCGGUUCGCCGUCGAGGUCGAGCCGUCGUCGAUCCUCAUCAGGCGCCGCCGUGCGCCGCUGGCGAGGGUGCUGGACACGAUAGCGGAGGAUGAGAAGGAGGCGGCCGCCGCCGUGGAGCUGUCGUCGUCCUACGCGCUGCUCCGCACCAGAGCUCCUCGCCGCCGAAACUUGAGCUACACUGCCACGGAGGUCGGCAAGCCGUCGGUGCGCGGCGACGGCGAGAGGUGCCCCGUAGCCGGCAGCCUCUUGCCGCCGCACGCCGAGGAGCUGGCCGUCCUCGCCUAGCCGGCCGGCGCAAAAACUCCGGGAGGAUUCCAAACAAAUUCGGUAGGGACGUUAAUCGUAUUCAUAAUGUGUAUGCAGAUUGAAUUGAACUUUUCUAGUUAUAAACGGAAUUGCUGUGUAUGUCGACAAGUACUACUACAAGCUCGAACAUGUAACGUUGCUCUCUGUGCUGUACUAUUAGCAUACUACUACAGUUACAGUAUAUGAAAGCUAAUAAAAUGGUUCUUAGUCUGUGCU
Molecule: messenger RNA, 1018 nt
Organism: Panicum virgatum (switchgrass)
Lineage: Eukaryota; Viridiplantae; Streptophyta; Magnoliopsida; Poales; Poaceae
Exons: 1
Coding region: 473-781 (102 amino acids)
Source: RefSeq, a predicted model, not a curated record